AUGGUUAAAGUAACUGUCUGUGGUGCCGCUGGUGGUAUUGGUCAACCUCUCUCCUUGCUCUUGAAACAAUCUGAACUUAUCACUCAUUUGUCCCUCUACGAUAUCGUCAACACUCCUGGUGUUGCUGCUGAUUUGAGCCACAUUAACACUCAAUCCAAGGUUACUGGUCAUGUUGGUGCUGCCCAACUUGAAGAAGCCAUCAAGGAUUCUGCUAUUGUUGUUAUCCCUGCCGGUGUUCCCAGAAAGCCUGGUAUGACUCGCGAUGAUCUCUUCAAGAUCAAUGCUGGUAUUGUUCGUGAUCUCGCUGUUGCUGCUGCCAAGUUUGCCCCCAAGGCAUUCAUGUGUAUCAUCUCCAACCCUGUCAACUCUACUGUCCCUAUUGUUGCUGAAGUUUUCAAGCAAUUCAACGUUUACGAUCCUCGCAGAAUCUUUGGCGUUACUACUCUCGAUAUCGUUCGCGCCUCUACUUUCGUUUCAGAGUUGAUUGGUGGUAGCCCUAGCACCCUUCGUGUUCCUGUCGUUGGUGGCCACAGUGGUGUUACCAUCUUGCCUUUGUUGUCUCAAGUCAAGGGUACUGAGAAGUUGUCUCAAGAACAAAUUGAAAAGGUAACCAACCGUAUUCAAUUUGGUGGUGAUGAAGUUGUCAAGGCCAAGGACGGUGCUGGUUCCGCUACUUUGUCAAUGGCAUUUGCUGGUGCUCGUUUCGCCCUCAACAUUGUUGAAGCUGUUGUUGCUGGUAAGACUGGUAUCGUUGAAUGUACCUAUGUUGAUCUUGAGGCUGAUGCCCAAGGUGCCAAUGGUGUCAAGAGCUUGAUCGGUGCUGACCUUGAUUUCUUCUCUGUCCCUGUUGAAUUGGGUCCUGAAGGUGUUAAGAAGAUCUUGCCUAUUGGUGAAAUCAAUGAUUUCGAGCAAAAGUUGUUCUCUGCUGCUACUUCUGAAUUGAAGGGUAACAUUGUCAAGGGCUCUACCUUCAUCACUGAAGGCGCUAAGUUGUAA
This is a messenger RNA of Mucor velutinosus, 996 nucleotides long. Its product is annotated as GTP-binding protein YchF. Gene Ontology annotation, cellular component: cytoplasm. The transcript is spliced from 4 exons. Gene Ontology annotation, molecular function: L-malate dehydrogenase (NAD+) activity. Lineage: Eukaryota; Fungi; Mucoromycota; Mucoromycetes; Mucorales; Mucoraceae. The record is from RefSeq and is a predicted model, not a curated record. Gene Ontology annotation, biological process: malate metabolic process; tricarboxylic acid cycle. Bases 1 to 996 code for a protein of 331 amino acids.